This is a messenger RNA of Cynoglossus semilaevis (tongue sole), 3917 nucleotides long. RefSeq names its product zinc finger protein 598 (gene znf598). The record is from RefSeq and is a predicted model, not a curated record. Gene Ontology annotation, molecular function: ubiquitin protein ligase activity; ribosome binding. Bases 395 to 3208 code for a protein of 937 amino acids. NCBI's taxonomy places the organism in Eukaryota, Metazoa, Chordata, Actinopteri, Pleuronectiformes, Cynoglossidae. Gene Ontology annotation, biological process: protein ubiquitination; rescue of stalled cytosolic ribosome. The transcript is spliced from 12 exons.
CCCUAGGGGUCGCCAAAGUGGAUUUUAAAUUUUAGAUUAAAUGCGAUACUAUUAAGCAACAGUAUUAUACACGUGUAAGUAACACGUUGUUGAAAAUACAUGAUUUUGAGUCAUAUGUGCUGAAAUAUUCCGUUACCGACGAUGGUAGUUACGUCCACAGUCCUUUUACGUAAAGCGUCAGCGUAGGGAGGCACUCACGUGGAGGACGAAUGUGACAGAUCCACGCGGCUCCACUGUGAAGCGCCACUCUGUCCAUCCCGAUAACUUACAGAUCGAAGGAUAUCUUUACGUGACGCGGCACCGCUGGACUUUUGUUAUUACGUAACUGUGGACGACAGAGAGACUCUCCGCAAUAACAAUAGUUUGAGGUGGAAUUGUGCCUUCUUUCAGCGACAUGGAACCCACACAAGCGAAAUACGCCGAAAAGCACUGUGUCCUGUGCUGUCAAGAAGUGGAAAUCUUCGCCGUGGGAAAGUGCGACCACCCGGUUUGUUACCGCUGCUCCACGAAGAUGAGGGUGCUGUGUGAACAGAAGUACUGCGCCGUCUGCCGGGUGGAGCUCGAUAAGGUGAUCUUUUUGAAAAAAGUGGACGCCUUUGCCUCUCUGUCCUUCCUGCACUUUCCAUGUGAGAAGCAGCAUGGCAUCUACUUUGGAAACGAGAUGAUCUACGCUAAGUACAGGCACCUGCUGCUAUCAGAGUGUAUCCACUGCCCAGAACCGAAGGUGUUCUCCAGAUUUGAAGAACUGGAGCAGCACAUGAGGAAACAGCAUGAGCUUUUCUGCUGUAAACUCUGCACAAAGCACCUCAAGAUCUUCUCCUACGAGCGUAAGUGGUACAACCGUAAGGAACUGGCACGUCACAGAGCACAUGGUGAUCCGGACGACACCAGUCACAGAGGACAUCCACUCUGCAAAUUCUGCGAUGACCGAUACCUAGACAACGACGAGCUGCUCAAACACUUGCGCAGGGACCACUACUUCUGCCACUUCUGUGAUGCAGAUGGUUCUCAGGAAUAUUAUAGUGAUUAUCAGUACCUAAGUGAACACUUCAGAGAGAGUCAUUAUCUGUGUGAGGAGGGCCGCUGUGCCUCAGAACAGUUCACCCAUGCAUUCCGCACUGAGAUCGACUACAAGGCCCACAAGGCUGCAGCACACAGCAAGAACCGAGCAGAGGCUCGACAGAACCGUCAGAUUGACCUGCAGUUCAACUACGCCCCCAGGCAGCAGAGGAGAAAUGAAGGUUUCGUGUCAGGUGAAGAUUAUGAAGAGGUGCGAUUCAACCGAGGUGGAAGAAGACAGCCUCGUGGGGGUGGGGGACAGAAGAGCUGGAGAUAUUCCCGGGAGGAGGAGGACAGACAGAUGGAAGCUGCCAUGAGAGCAUCCAUGGCAGUACGUAGACAAGAGGAGAGAGCAAUGAUGCAGGAAAGGAAUGUUUUCAGAGAGGAGAGGAAGGAGAGACCUGAACAAGAAGAGCCCCGACACAAGAGUGGACCCAUCAAAGCCACGAGCAAACCUCCAGUUAAAACAAUGAAGAGCAGUAAUCUUAGAGAAGAAGAGGAUUUUCCAGCUUUGGGUGCAGCAGCUCCGACACCUACCUACCCAAUUGUAAAGUCUGCUCCCGCUUUGAUGCCAGUGACCCCUGCAGCUUUGAAGGAGGACGACUUUCCGAGUCUGUCAACUGUCUCUGUUGCCGCUCCCAUGACCCCUGCAUACUCCGCACAACCCAAGAAGUCUUCCUCUUUCCAGGAGGAAGACUUCCCUGCCCUUGUGUCCAAGGUUCGCCGGCCCAAACCUGCAGCAGGCACCGCGUCUGCUUGGUCCAACAAUACUGCCCAUAAUAAACCAACUGUUCAGCUUCCACCUCCUUCGUCCAGAGCUACUCCUCCCCUUACAUCUUUAUCUUCGGGACCCCAGCUUCUCUCCUCCUCCUCCUCCUCUUUGUCAUCUUCAUCUUCACGUAAGAAAAAGAAAGUAGGAGAGAACGGGAAGGCAGCUCCUCCUCAUUCCCCUCCCACCUCGGACGAUGAGAGCAAAGGGAUGACACAGCAGGAGUUCCGUUCGGUGCCCACCAUGUUGGACAUCUCAUCUCUGCUCACUGUAAAAGGAGGCAACACCAAACCAUCGAGUGUCACCCCCAGCUCUUCAAACCCGGCCCCCAACAGUGAUGUCUCUACCUCCAAAGCCAGCAAGAAGAAAAAGCAGCAGAAGAACACUACUACUACUACGUCUGCGCCCGUGUCUUCACCUGCGACGACAGCUGUGAAUACAAAGACGGUGGAAACAACGGCACAGAAGGAGAACGUUCCUGAGAAAAGCAGCAACAAACCUCUGACUAGCUCAGUGGUGGCAGCACUGAGCAGUGGAUUGGCCAACGGCCAUCCUGAGAAACCAACACCCAUGAAUAAGGAAACUACGUCAGUGGCUUCACAUCCAAACAUAGACCAGCUUCUGGAACAAGAAGAAGAAUUUCCUGCUCUUAUAACCAAGAAACCUCCACCAGGCUUUAAGAGCUCCUUCCCAUUGAAGGCUUCAGCUGCUGCCUCGUCCUCCUCCGUCACUCCUUCUCCUCCACCACCACCAGGUCUCGGGGUCUCAGGACCUAAACCCCCUCCAGGCUUCACUGGGAUACCCAUCAACAGUAAUGUAGUGGAAACUGCUCCUCCACCUGUAAACCAGCCUCCCAAGGUACCAAGUACUGGAUACUUGGUUCCAGAGAACUUCCAGCAGAGAAACCUGGAGCUGAUCCAGUCCAUUAGAAAGUACCUGCACAACGACGAGUCCAAGUUUAACCAGUUCAAAAACUAUUCUGCUCAAUUUAGACAAGGUGUUAUUUCAGCAGCUCAGUAUCACCGCAGCUGUAAGGACCUGCUGGGAGACAACUUCAACCGCAUCUUCACUGAGCUGCUCGUGCUCCUGCCGGACACUGGCAAACAGCAGGAGCUGCUGAGCGCUCACGGAGACUGUAGGGCCAUGGAGAAACAGUCGGGCACCGGAGGGGGAGGAGGAGGAAAGAAAAACAAGAACAAGAAGAACGCGUGGCAGACUCCGACGUCUGUGGCUAACGUGGCAGCAGAGCUGGAGUGUCAGGUGUGCCCUACCUGCAGACAGGUGCUGGCCCCCAAAGACUUCAACUCCCACAAAACCCUGCACCUCGGGGAGAGGGAGGAGUUUCCCUCAUUGCAGUCGAUCAGCAGGAUCAUUAGCUAGCACCUCUGUUUGCACCGUUCUGCUGUUUUGGAACACCUUUUUUUUUUUUCAAUUUCCUCUGCAGCUCAGUCGAAACCCUGCAGAGAGCAGCACGCAGCGCAGCCUGUGGACCGAGCUUUUCAGAUAAGUUAGACGAUGGAUUAAAAAUGAUUCAUGUUUUUGUUUGGUUUCUGAGGAUGAUUAUGUUUACAGCUCUUUGGUAAUGGUUUUUCCAGUUCACUCCCACAGGUUGGUGUCGGCUGAGAUUUCCAGCUGGCACUGGCGUCGCCGAUAAACAGUUAUUAAUUUACUGAAGAGCUGAAGUUUUACUUGAAGAAAUAUCUGCUCCUAUGUUCAUUAACUAUUAUUUAGUACAAAUAUUUGUUCUUCAAAACCAGAAAUAGGGAUGUUCAGAGUUCAUGAACCUUUUGUACAAGUGCAGAGUAAAUGAACAAGUUCAGCUCAACCUUUAGUUCUAUAUUUAUUUAAGCAAAGCUUUGAAUGCUUUUGAUCGUCUGCUGCUUCAUACGGAACAAUUCUGCUCAUGAUGGUUCUUUGUUGAGCAUCAUGUAGAAGAACACUUAGAACAAACUUUUUUGUUUUGAAGGAAUUUUUGCAUUUUCCAAUGUGUUCUGUUCAUAUCCCUCACCAGGAGACUGAACUGGUUCAUCAAAGUUAAACUGGUGGCUCACACUUUUUUCAAUAAUGGAAACUAAAGUCUUUAACAAUG